CAAGAACAGAGGAAGAGAUAACAUCAAGAUGCCCAAGAGUGAGGAAACUGUACUCCAAAAUGAUCCCAAUGAAGCAAAGAGUGGAGCCCAUAGUUCUGAAACAUCAGGGAAGAACGAAGAAGAGGAAAACUUCUGUUUAGAUAACUGCUCUCCUCGUCUAAUGGAAACAAUUAAGGAAGUUUCCAGGAUGAGCAUUGCUCAUGAAAUCAUGGUAAACCAAGAUUUCUACAUGGGAGAGAAUGUUUUACCUCCAAACAGUACGGAAGACAAGUUCAUGGAGACAUUGUACAAUGUUUUUUGGAACCAUCUAAGAGAACAACUCUUGAGCAAUCCUCCCCAAUUCACUUGUGCUCUUGAACUUAUGACAGAAGUUAAGGAGUGUAAAUAUUAUAUUUCUCCCUAUGACAGGGGCAUCUUCCAUGUUCUGGGCCUAAUGAAAAUGGACAUGGCGAACUAUACCAUCCAGAGCAUUCGACCCUACCUGCAGGAAUAUUCCAUCCAGUAUGAAAGAGCUAAAUUCCAGGAACUCCUUGACAAACAGCCNGAUCUCCUUGAUUACACCAAGAAAUGGCUAACCCAAGCAGCCACAGACGUCAUUACACCAUGUCCGAAUCCUCCUGACACGUCCAGCUCCUCUAGCACAGCCUGUUCAUCUCCAAACGAGGCAGCUGAGAAUUCAGAUCCUCCCAAUCCCGUAAUGGUGCUAUACCAGGGCUACCUGAAUCUCCUCCUCUGGGAUCCUGAAAAUGAAGAAUUCCCUGAGACUCUGCUGAUGGACAGAAACCGGGUCCAGGAAAUGGGGUCCCAUUUGCGCCACUUGGCUAUAUUGGCCUCAGUCUUACUAGUGGCUAGAAGUUUCUCUGGUAAAAUUUUAUUCGACUCACCUGGAUUUGUGGAUAAACUGAAA
Otolemur garnettii (small-eared galago) is the source of this 907-nucleotide messenger RNA. Its product is annotated as T-complex protein 11 X-linked protein 2. The transcript is spliced from 7 exons. The record is from RefSeq and is a predicted model, not a curated record. Gene Ontology annotation, biological process: regulation of sperm capacitation. The annotation marks the transcript as partial. Lineage: Eukaryota; Metazoa; Chordata; Mammalia; Primates; Galagidae. Gene Ontology annotation, cellular component: acrosomal vesicle; sperm flagellum.